AUGCUACUGAUGCUGCUGCUGGCCAGGCUGGUGGAGGCUGGGGCCCCUGAGCAGGCUGUGUUGCCUGCCUGCGUAGCGCGUUGUGGCGCCGCCUUGGAGUGGUGGUGGCGGCCCCCCGUGGCUCUCCUGCAGGCUGCCACCCACUGUGCCACCCCGCCCUGCACCUCAUGCAGAUGGCGCUGCAGGCUGGCUCAGGUUAAUGCUGCUGUGCUCCGCUACAGGUUGUCCCUCCUGCUGCAGGCCGGCUGUGCUUCCAUCCCGUGCAUGGCCUGCUGGUGUUUGCACAGGGUAUUUCCUGGCCUACUACAGGCUGGCUGUCUGCCCACCUCAUGGGCUGCUGCAGGCGUGCAGUGCCCACCUCAUGGCUGCUGCAGGCGUGCAGUGCCCACCUCAUGGCUGCUGCAGGCGUGCAGUGCCCACCUCAUGGCUGCUGCAGGCGUGCAGUGCCCACCUCAUGGCUGCUGCAGGCGUGCAGGGCCCACCUCAUGGCUGCUGCAGGCGUGCAGUGCCCACCUCAUGGCUGCUGCAGGCGUGCAGUGCCCACCUCAUGGCUGCUGCAGGCGUGCAGUGCCCACCUCAUGGCUGCUGCAGGCGUGCAGGGCCCACCUCAUGGCUGCUGCAGGCGUGCAGUGCCCACCUCAUGGCUGCUGCAGGCGUGCAGUGCCCACCUCAUGGCUGCUGCAGGCGUGCAGUGCCCACCUCAUGGCUGCUGCAGGCGUGCAGGGCCCACCUCAUGGCUGCUGCAGGCGUGCAGGGCCCACCUCAUGGCUGCUGCAAGCUGUCCUUGUCCAUUCCUAUAAUCUGGUCCUCGCUGGCCCUCCUCCCACCCAGUGGUCUGUCACAGGCUGGCCAUGCUCCCUUCAUACAGGCUGCUGCUCCAGGCUUGCUCUGUCACACUCCCGCGCCCUGCUGCAGGCUGGCACCUUUGGGCUAAACUGGACGUGUUUAUGUUGCUAA
Molecule: messenger RNA, 957 nt
Organism: Portunus trituberculatus (swimming crab)
Lineage: Eukaryota; Metazoa; Arthropoda; Malacostraca; Decapoda; Portunidae
Product: putative protein CRIPAK
Exons: 1
Coding region: 1-957 (318 amino acids)
Source: RefSeq, a predicted model, not a curated record